Molecule: messenger RNA, 3786 nt
Organism: Tauraco erythrolophus (red-crested turaco)
Lineage: Eukaryota; Metazoa; Chordata; Aves; Musophagiformes; Musophagidae
Source: RefSeq, a predicted model, not a curated record
GUGUUUGCUACCAAACUGACUUACCCUCAGCCAGUCACUCCCUGGAAUGUCAAAGAGCUGAGGCAGGCUGUCAUAAAUGGCCCAAAGGUUCACCCUGGGGCCUCCAUGGUUAUUAAUGAAGAUGGAUCUCGUACAGUGUUGAGUGCAAGCAGCCUAACCCAGAGAGAAGCCAUAGCUAAGCAGCUCCUCACUCCUUCUUCAGGCGCACCUCAGUCGGGACUGAAGAUUGUAUGUCGACAUAUUAAGAAUGGAGAUGUCCUUUUACUGAACCGCCAGCCCACUCUUCAUAGACCCUCCAUCCAAGCUCACCGGGCCCGAAUCCUGCCUGGAGAAAAAGUGCUGAGGCUUCACUAUGCCAACUGCAAGGCUUACAAUGCUGAUUUUGAUGGUGAUGAAAUGAAUGCCCAUUUUCCACAGAGUGAGCUGGGUAGGGCAGAAGCCUACACCUUAGCCUUUACUGAUGAACAGUAUCUAGUUCCAAAGGAUGGGAAGCCACUUCCUGGAUUGAUCCAGGAUCACAUGAUUUCUGGAGUCAGCAUGACAAUCCGGGGCUGCUUUUUCACCAGAGAGCAAUAUAUGGAGCUUGUUUACCGAGGACUAACAGACAAAAAAGGAAGAAUUAAAAUCUUUCCUCCUGCCAUUAUGAAACCACAGCCAUUAUGGACAGGAAAGCAGGUUGUUUCUACCUUGUUAAUAAACAUCAUUCCAGAAAAGUAUGUCCCACUGAAUUUGACUGGGAAAGCUAAGAUUGGUGGAAGAGCCUGGGUAAAGGCACCUGCAAACAGAUGUCUAAAUCUUGAUUCCAUGUGUGAAUCUCAGGUUAUUAUUAGAAAUGGGGAAUUACUGUGUGGUGUCUUGGACAAAGCUCACUUUGGCAGCUCUGCCUACGGCCUGGUCCACUGUUGCUAUGAAAUCUAUGGGGGUGAAACUAGUGGGAAAGUGCUAACGUGUCUAGGACGCCUCUUUACUGCUUAUCUUCAGCUCUACAGAGGAUUUACGAUGGGGAUUGAAGAUAUUUUGGUUAAACCUGAAGCAGACCACAAAAGACAAAAAAUCAUUGAAAAGUCACGCCAGUGUGGUAUUGAAGCUGUUAGAGCUGCUCUUAAUUUGCCAGAAACAGCGUCACGCGAGGAGGUCCAAGGGAAAUGGCAGGAUGCCCACCUCUGCAAAGACCAGAGGGAUUUUAACAUGGUUGAUCUGAAAUUCAAGGAGGAAGUAAACAAUUACAACAAUGAAGUUAACAAGGUUUGUAUGCCCCUUGGUCUCCACAGGAGUUUUCCAGAGAACAAUUUGCAGUUGAUGGUACAGUCAGGAGCCAAAGGAUCCACUGUAAAUACAAUGCAGAUUUCUUGUUUACUGGGCCAGAUUGAGUUGGAAGGUCGAAGACCUCCACUGAUGGCAUCUGGCAAAUCACUGCCAUGUUUCCAGCCUUAUGAUUUUUCCCCUAGUUCAGGAGGAUUUGUGACUGGCAGAUUUCUCACUGGGAUCAAACCUUCUGAAUUCUUCUUUCACUGCAUGGCUGGCAGGGAAGGUCUUGUGGAUACAGCUGUCAAAACCAGCCGUUCUGGAUACCUACAAAGGUGUAUCAUAAAACAUUUGGAAGGACUGGUAGUUCAGUAUGACCUGACUGUACGAGAUAGUGAUGGCAGUGUGGUGCAGUUUCUGUAUGGAGAAGAUGGACUUGAUAUUCCUAAAACUCAGUUCUUACAACCCGAGCAGUUUCCUUUCAUUGCAGAAAACUAUGAGGUAAUCCAGAAGACAAACCAUCUGGAUGAAGCUUUAGCAAGGAUGGAGUCUCACCAAGCUAACCAGCAGUUCAGAGCCAUCAAAAAGUGGCGAGCCAGGCACCAAAACUCUGUGCAAAGAGAAGGAGGUUUUCUGAUGUUUUCUAAAAAGAAAAUGGCAAGUGUAAAAGCACAGAUUCCAGGAGGAGAAAUCAAAAAUGGAAGAGAUCCUGCUACUUUGCAGUUAUUGAAGAUGUGGUAUGAGCUAGAUGAGAAGAAACGAAGAAAGUAUCUGAAGAAGACAAAUAAGUGUCCUGACCCAAGCCUUGGUGUUUGGCGUCCGGAUACUUAUUUUGCAUCUGUUUCCGAAACGUUUGAAAAUGGACUCGAAGAUUAUAUCAACAAAUGGGAAUCUGAGAACAUACGAAGUUAUAGGCGUCCAACACUUUCUUCUGAUAGAUUAAAGGAUUUGUUGUAUUUAAAGUGGCAGCGAUCUCUUUGUGACCCAGGAGAAGCUGUGGGUCUUCUUGCAGCUCAGAGUAUUGGGGAACCUUCCACACAAAUGACUCUGAACACCUUCCACUUUGCUGGCAGAGGUGAAAUGAAUGUCACAUUGGGUAUUCCAAGGUUGCGGGAAAUAUUGAUGGUGGCCAGUGCAAAUAUUAAAACGCCAACGAUGAGUGUUCCUGUGUUCAAUACCAAGAAAGCUCUCAAGAAGGUGAAACAGCUUAAGAAACAGCUCACCAGAGUGUGCUUAGCUGAGGUCUUGCAGAAGGUUGAGAUAGAAGAUUCCCUGCGUGUGAAGUGCAAGCAGAACAAACAUCGCCUCUACAAAAUCAAAUUCCAUUUCUUGCCCCAUGAAUACUACCGAGAGGAGAAGUGUGUGAAGCCCAGGGAGAUCUUGCACUUCAUGGAAACACGAUUCUUUAAAAUUUUUCUGGAGGCAAUUAAAAGGAAGAGUGCAAAGAUGGCAUCUUUUACUGAAGUCAGCACCCGGAAGGCAACUCGGAAAGAUUUAGAUGGUGACCAAGACAAGACCCAGAAUAACCAGGAAACUCCAGCAGAGGAAGAAGAGAACAUUGUUGAUGCAGAAGCUGAUGAAGGGGAUGGUGAUGCUACAGAAGCAAAACGGAGGAAGAACCAGGAAGAAGAGGUUGAUUAUGAGAGUGAAGAAGAAAACGGGGAAGAAAAUGGUGAUGAGAAUCUAGAAGAUGAAGAGGCUGAAUCGGAAAAAGAAGAAAGGACUCCCAAUGCUGAAGAAGAUCAGAAUGGAGCAGAUGGUGAUGAUUCUCAACAUCUUUCCUUUAUGUCUCAAACUAAAAAAGAGAAAGAUCGAUUACUUCAGCCAGCAGAGUUGCGAGUAAAUGCUGUUCUGGACAGCCACCCAUCAAUACAGGAUUAUACAUAUGACACCAAAAAUGAACUUUGGUGUGAGGUUUCACUGACGCUUCCAUUGAUGAAGGUGUACUUCGAUCUCUCCUCCUUGCUUGCCUCUCUCGCACGAAGCACGGUCAUUCAUGAAGUGAAGGGAAUCACACGAUGCUUGUUGAAUGAAAGUACCAACAAGAAAGGAGAGAAGGAACUCAUUCUGCAUACUGAAGGGAUAAACCUUGCAGAGCUGUUCAGAUACUCUGAUAUUUUGGACCUGAACAGACUUUAUUCCAAUGAUAUUCAUGCCAUGGCAAAGAAUUAUGGUAUUGAGUCUGCCCUCAGAGUGAUUAUAAAAGAAAUAAAAGAUGUAUUUGCCGUAUAUGGCAUUGUGGUAGACCCUCGGCACCUUUCACUUGUGGCAGAUUACAUGUGUUUCGAAGGAUUUUACAAACCGCUGAAUCGCUUUGGAAUUCAGUCCAACUCCUCCCCUCUGCAACAGAUGACAUUUGAAACCAGCUACAAAUUCUUGAAGGAAGCAACAAUGAUGGGUGCCUAUGAUGAACUGCGGUCCCCUUCUGCAUGCCUAGUGGUUGGAAAAGUUGUUAAAGGAGGGACUGGUUUGUUUGACCUCAAGCAACCCCUCGCAUAGUGUUUUGGUUAUGGCUGAAGGACUACAAUGUUCAUCAUAAGA